UCAAAAUACCAUAUUCUUGCCAUUCAACCAAUCAAGAAUGCAUUCUUUUUUCCCAAAAUUUUGUUUCAGAAAUUUCCCACUAAUAUCUUUAAGAAAAGUGGGUUUUUAUUGUUUUUAUAGGCUUGUAUAGAUUCAAACCAUGCGUAAUCCCUUGAUUCAUCUCCGGUAAAAUCCAAAGAAAAGGCAGAACUUGUAAGAAAAUGGCGGAAGAAGAGCAAACAUCGGAAGUCCCUGAGAAAGAAACGAUGGUUGUCGAACAAUCUGCAGAUGUUAAACCGACCGAAAGCACAUCAGAUUUAGAAAACAGUACAAAACCAGAAACCGCUAAGGAAAAGCCGAAAACGGAUCUAGAACAGAUGAGAGAAAAGUUUUCUAAGCUGCUUUUAGGAGAGGAUAUGUCAGGUGGAGGAAAGGGUGUUUCAUCAGCUUUGGCUCUAACGAAUGCCAUUACAAAUCUUGCUGCUUCGGUGUUCGGGGAACAACAUAAACUAGGACCAAUGAAAGAAGAUUCAAAAAAGAGGUGGAGAAAAGAAGUAGAUUGGCUACUAUCGAUCACCGAUCAUAUCGUCGAGUUUGUUCCCGUUCAACACACAGCAAGAGAUGGAUCAAAUAUGGAGAUUAUGGUGACGAAACAAAGAAAAGAUCUUCUCAUGAACAUUCCCGCACUAAAAAAGCUCGACAAGAUGCUCACUGAUUGUUUAGACAAUUUCAAGGAUCAGAAAGAAUUCUGGUAUGUAUCUAAAGAUGCGAAUGAAUCAGAAAAAGGAGUGCAAAGAAACGAUAAAUGGUGGCUACCAACGGUGAAGGUUCCUCCGGGAGGGUUGUCGGAAGAAUCAAGAAAAUGGAUGCAGAAGCAGAAAGACUGCGCGAAUCAAGUUCUGAAAGCUUCCAUGGCUAUAAAUGCUGAAGUUCUUGGAGAAAUGGAGAUUCCUGAGAAUUACAUCGAAACUCUCCCUAAGACCGAAAGCAUCUAUGAUCGAUUUCCAUUCUUGCAGACGUUAGCUUCAAUGUUUCAGUGGUUAGCUUCAUGGGUUGUACACCGUAAUGCCCGAGAUAGCCUUGGUGAUGUUACUUAUAAGAGCCUUACAGUCGAGUUCUUCGACCCAGGGCAAUUCCUAGCAUCUGUGGACUUGUCAUCAGAGCAUAAAAUACUUGAUCUAAAGAACAAAAUGGAAGCUUCGGUAGUCAUAUGGAAGAGAAAAAUGCAUCAAAAAGAGUCAAGAUCUUCAUGGGGUGCAUCUGCAAAAAUGGAAAGGAGGGAACUUUUCGAAGAGAGAGCCGAAACAAUUUUAAUCCUCAUCAAACAACGGUUCCCGGGACUUCCUCAAUCGUCACUAGACAUCUGCAAAAUCGAGUCGAAUAGAGAUGUCGGCCUUGCGGUUCUGGAGAGCUAUUCACGGGUAUUAGAGAGUUUGGCGAACACGGUGAUGAACCGUAUUGAGGAUGUACUUUAUGCAGAUGAUUUGGCACAAAAUUCAUCGGAAAACAACACCAAAUCAUCACCAUCAGAACAAACUCAGGGGAACAAAACUCCGAACGGAACACCUACGACAAUAUCGGAUAUGAUGGGGUGGGGGUCAGAUCAAGGAGAAACUGAGAUGACGGAUGAGUUUUUAGAUAACAAAUCGAUGGGGGACACAACCAAUGAUAUGUUUACAAGAAAACCUACGAGCAUUUUGACCAAUCAUAUAUGGAAAAGCUAGCGGUUGACAUAUUAAGAAGUUGAAAAUCACGUCAAUAGACACACUGGAAACAAGGAAAGAUUGGACAAAAGAUGAAUACUAGGAAUACAAGAGGAUUAUGCAUUUAUGCCCGUUGAACGCAUAAAUAUUUGCAAUGAUUCAAAAAGAGUAUAUUCGCUCAUGAAAAACUCUUUUCCUUCAUACUUGAAUAGAAGGACGAGUUUGUGGAUAUUAACUUUAGUUAUGUUGCUUCUUAGAACGUAUUUACAUCCCCCGAUGUGAUUUUUGUAUAUUGAGUAG
Lactuca virosa is the source of this 1982-nucleotide messenger RNA. NCBI's taxonomy places the organism in Eukaryota, Viridiplantae, Streptophyta, Magnoliopsida, Asterales, Asteraceae. The record is from the annotation of a GenBank genome assembly.